Messenger RNA from Poeciliopsis prolifica (blackstripe livebearer), 4986 nucleotides. RefSeq names its product Cdk5 and Abl enzyme substrate 2b (gene cables2b). Lineage: Eukaryota; Metazoa; Chordata; Actinopteri; Cyprinodontiformes; Poeciliidae. Gene Ontology annotation, biological process: regulation of cell cycle. The transcript has 10 exons. The record is from RefSeq and is a predicted model, not a curated record. The coding region runs from base 105 to 1664 and encodes 519 amino acids.
GCAGAAAGGCGUAAAACGGUCUCGCGCCCGGUAAAAGGGAUUUGACAGAUGCAAGUCUUGAGCGGAUCCCCGCACUUCGCUUCCUCAGUGGGGCCGGAGGAGCCAUGGCGGCUGCUGCCUGCGGACAGCACGGCGCUGUGGUAGCAACCGCAGUCAGCGGCAAAAAGACGGUCACUUACCGGGAAUACAACAAGAGGAACCGGGAGAACUCCCGCCGAAGACAAGCAGCUCUUUUGUUCCUGACCAACAUCUCUCUCGAUGGCCGGCCAGUCCAGAGUAAUUCAGCGGAGAAUGGAAGGAGCUACAACAAAGAACCGGAGUUUGAUGGAGCAAACCCCGGCACCGCAGCAGCGGAUCCCCCUCACACGAACAGACUGUCGGCGUCUGUCAGUUGUGGGGUCGUUAGUCCCGGAUCGAAGGCAGGUCUCCCAGUACCGCCGAUCCUGGUCCUUCCGUCCGAUAAAGGGCUUAACGAUGUGGGGAGCACGGAGGUGCUGCUGGGAUGCCGCCGAGGCUCGUUCCCGUCUCAUGGGGACGGUAACCUGCUCUCCCCGUCCCCUUCCAACAACAGCCUGCUACCGUCUCCGCUGGGACCGCGGAAGUCCUCCACGCUGCUGUCGGUCCAGAGCUGCAACUCCGUGUCCUCCGAACCUCGGCACAGAACUCGGAACCUUUCUGGUGGUUCUCCGAGGCCCCGACAAGCUAAGAAGAUCCACUUCAUUAAAAACAUGAAGCAGUACGACACCAGAGGCAGCAGGAUCGUGCUCAUCUGUGCGAAGAGGUCUCUGUGCGCUGCCUUCUCUAUCCUGCCGUACGGAGAGAGCUUCUACCUCAGUGACCCCACAUUAAACCACCCCAGGAGGAGACACUCCUCUGGGAACAUUUCCACCACCCUGGAGAUGCUGCCAGGACUCGAGGGUUUCCAGCUGGACUCUUAUGGGAGGUCGGUGUCCUACGCCCAGUUCCUGUAUCCCACCAAUGCUCUGGUGAGGUGCAAGCCGUCGUCAGUCAGUGACCUGACGCUACAGAUCCCCAUGUCCAGGAGCACACACAGCAUCCCGGGCCGGAGCCACCCGCCCAGCCGCCUGAGCAGCACCGUGGGACUGGAUCUGGGUGUGGAAGACGUGUCAGAAUACGACCCAAACCUCCUCAGUGACCCCCAGUGGCCUUGUGGGAAACAUAAACGGGUGUUGAUCUUUGCUUCCUACAUGACGACCGUUAUCGAGUACGUCAAACCGUCCGAUCUGAAGAAAGACAUGAACGAGACUUUUAAGGAGAAGUUUCCCCACAUCAAGCUCACUCUCAGUAAAAUCCGCAGCCUGAAGAGGGAGAUGAGGCUCAUCGGGGAAGACUGCGGCCUGCAGCCCGUCACCGUUGCAAUGGCGUUUGUGUAUUUUGAGAAGCUGGUGCUGCAGGGUCGACUCAACAAGCAGAACAGGAAGUUGGUGUCAGCUGCCUGCAUCCUUUUAGCUGCUAAGAUCAGCAGUGACCUGAAGAAGCAGGAGGUCAAACACCUCAUAGAUAAGUUGGAGGAGCGCUUCAGGAUCAGCAGGAAGGAGCUGAUUUCGUUUGAGUUCAUCAUCCUGGUGGCCCUGGAGAUGGCGUUGUACCUCCCUGAGAGCAAAGUGUUGCCUCAUUACAGGCGGCUGCUGCAGCAGGUGUAGCAGCGCUUGGCUCAGCGGCACAGCGGCAGUCUGCUGCUCCGUCUUCCACCCAGAGACUCCCAGCACCUUCCACCACCUACACUGUGAUCCUCAUGAUGCCUUGCUCAGAGGCGUCUGAGUGGUGCACAAUAAAAACCUGAGAGGGGAACCAAAGUUACGACACACUGUGACAUCAACAAACGAAUUAUAGGGGGUCGGAUAAUCAUAGAGAAACUGAGGCCUAAGAAAUGACUGUUCCCAGUACAAACCAGUCAUUUUAGAUCCAGUUCCUACCAGGAAACUCCCAGUUUACUUCAUAUCACUCCCAGUGAUGCUUAAUUUUUUACACACAGUUGUAAAAUUUAAAAAAAUUAGCAACUCUUCUGAGUGAUAAGAAGGACAUAUUUCUCCCUAAAUUAAUUUAAAUAACUUAAAAUGAUCUUAAUUUUUCUAGUACCUGAAUUCACUGAAACAUCUUAACAAUAAUCAAUAAACAAAAAAUAUAAAAUAACAAUAAAUAGUGGUUAUAGUGAGCAUCUUUUCAGUUUAAUCAUGCUUGAAUAGGUGUCGCUGUAUUACGAAUGGGUGAUACUGACUUAAAAUUUCAUGAUAAUUGAAAAAAUGUUUUAUAGUUGAUUAAUUCCUCAACACAGGCAGUGAAACAGAUGUUUUCAAAAUGAACAACUUACAAAGUUGUAAGUUCCUGCACCAAGAAUUUGAUCAUUAUAAUUUCUGUUACUUAGUAUUGAUCUACAUUUUUCACUUCCAAUACUGAUAUCUGAAUAUCGCUAAAUUGACUUAAAAUGUUUUUUUUUAAACACAGACAUAAAUCUGCUGAAUUACAACCUUUCUCAAACAUAUAAAAAUUAACUGCAUCAAACCGCUAAGAGGAGAAUUUAAGGUGCAAAAGCUUUUAAAACGGUUAAAAGAAGAGUUCAAACGUGGUUACUGAGCAUUUGACAAUCAUUAUAUUGCACUCCAAAUAAUCUGAUCAGCUGCUGCCAGAUGUUGCUUCUGAAGCGAGAUCUGCGGAGAAUAAUCAGGAAGUUUCCUGGAAAGUUUCGGGAUCAUCGUCUCCUCCUCCUCCAUGUGCUGUGAUCGUGUUUAUUCACGGACUGACGGUGUUUCUCGUAGCGCCUGAAAGCGUCAUCCACCUUUCUGUUCACACUGAGCUGCAGUCAGAAGCUCCAGCUGUGCAGUUUGGAUGUUUAAGUGCCUUUGUGUGGUGAUUUCAUGCAAAGCAGAGCCGAUUCAGUCGUCUUCCAGUCCUGUAAUCCGUCCUCCUGCUGCACCGGCAGACGCUGUGAUCAGAAAACGUUUCUUCGCUCUGAACAUCUUCCAGCAUGAGAAACGUUGCCGUCUUGUGUCUGCUGUCCGGAAACAUCUGUAGUGUUUGUGUUGCUAAUGGUUGUCUCUGAUUAAAAUGUAUAUUUGAGAGGGUGAAACAGGAACAAAAGUUCUGCUAAACGUCCCGUUUAAGGGAAUGAACUCUGACUGCAAACAUCCUCACUCUGUGAAACGUCACUAAGAAAACUCCAACCUUUGUUUUCCUGAGCUGCAGCAGAAAAGCAAUAAUGAACUCACUCUUGAACUCUUUGUUUUUAUUGUACCAUAAAGGGAUGAAUCUGUAACCAAACCGAGGUUUCUGUUAGGAUGUGUGCAGCUGUUCUUUUCUUCCUUCUAAAUUGGGCAUUCUUUCCUUGGCGGCCAUGUUGGGGGAAGUCCAGCCCAGCACUUCCUGCUGAGCCUCGGUUAUUUUUGCACUUUGCCUUUUUAGCCUCACCUCAGUCUUUAUUUUGUCACUAAGUAAUAAUAUUUUUCUACAUGUGAACAAUCUUUAUUGUAACAUUGAUUGUUUUGAAUGAACUGUGUCACAGAAACGUAUUUAUUGCUAAUAAUCUGUCAGAUAAAGGAGAAUCAUGUGCAAGCUGAUAUAUGUAGCUGAAAGUUACUCCAAAUACAACCCGAUUCUGAUUCUGAUUCUGCGUUGUUAGACUGACAUCCAUGUUCUUCCACUCGUGUUUUUUUGGACUUGUGAAAAUGUGUUUGGGUUCAUCUGGAACCGUUUGUUGGAGCAGGAGAGACGCUUCCUGUACUGCAAAAACAUACAAAGUAUUUUUGUGUAGUUUCUAGUGCGAAUAUCUUGGCACACUUGGAAUAAAAUAAAACUACUAAGUAACUUUUCAGCAAGAUAUGGGAGCUUGUUUUACGUCGAUAACUUAUUAUUGAUGUAAUGAAUGAUUUCUCUUUUAAUAGGGGAAAUAUAUCUUGCUACAAGUUAAAUAAUCUGGCAACGUAACAAGUACUUUUUAGUCAAUAUUAAGAAAUUAUUGACUUAAAACAAGAUCCAACAUCUUGCUGAAGAGUUACUUGUAAGUUUUGUCUUAUUUCAGGUUUCCUAAAAUAUUUGCACUAGAAACUCGACCAAACAUCACAGACCAGAUGUUUUUCUUGGUAAAGCUGGAGGUUUCUGCAGCUCCACUGUCGGUUUCAGAAUGCUGAUUUCUUUUUUGUUUUUUUGUUUUUAGACUGACCUUGUUACGUUUUAUUAACAUCCAUCUUUAUGCUUUCAUGGGUUGCAAUUAAAAAAUCAAAAACAUGAUCAGGUUUUCUCUCCUGCUCCAAUUAAAAGUGCUGAAAAAUCUGCAGUCUGCUCACAUACUGGACAGCAGAGCCAUUUUUAAUCAAUUCAGGAAAUAACUGAGCUUCAUACAGAAGGUAUUUGAUAAAAAAAAAUUAAACACUUCAACUGCCAUUUUGCUUAAUCAGUUUAGCAGACACUAUUUUUAACCUUUUGUUUUCCUUCGGGCGACAAAAACGAUCAUUUUCUGUUAUAAAGUAACCAAAACUCUCUUUAAAUAAAGGCUGCAGUCGUUUUCUCUACAUUAGAGAAGUUUUAUUUUUGCAGCUUUUAUUCUCUCAGCUGACCUUAAUUCUUUCCUAUGUUGUGCCACAGCCUCAUUUGUUGUAUCUAGUUUAUUUUUCCAGCACUGAAACACUGCAAAGGGAAAUAUUUAUCAAGUGUUUGACUUCUGUUUUUCUCUGUUUUCAUUGUAACUUAUUUCUACUUCAAGCUGACAUACGUUCUUUUUGUUUUCAUGUAAUUGCCAGUUUAUUUCAACAACAAUAUCACACGAGUGUAAGUUGUGGCAGUGUUUUAUUUUCAGCUGCGAGUUCCAGUGAAACACAUUUACUCAGUCAACAGCUGCUGCAGUGGAAAUAAGUGUGAUUUUCUCUGCAGGACAGUUUGGUUUUCUAAUUUGUUUUGCAAAACAUAGAGGCCAUUUUAAAAAAUGCAAAUGUUUAAAGUCAAAUUUAUUUUUCAUUAAAAUAUUUAAAUUUA